AUGGAAACUGAAAAUAACGUCCCUACUCCUGCUCAAUUCAGUGACGACACUGCAGUGUGCAUCGUUUCUGUGAAAGGCUUGAAGGAUAACUGGCAGAAGUGGUCUGAUGAGCACCAGGAAUACCAGAAGCAUAAUCCCUUCAGUCACGACACCAGGCCCAACGUAGUGGUCCCUCAGAGGGGGCAGGAUGACUACGGGAGGCCCCUGCAGGGCUCUUUGACCGAGCAGCGGGGGAAGGAUGCUCACACACACAUCAGCAAGGAGGUUGAGGAGCUGUGUGAGGUGAUAAGGAACAUCGGAGAGCAGAGAGACAAAAAGGGGGCUGGGAGCGGCAUCGAUGGGAAAGUGAUCACUGUAGAAUUUGGGAAACUGUUUGAGCAUUAUGUGACUAUCUCUAAUAAACUGGUGGGGAUUCUCCUUCGAGCACGGAAGCAGAAGCUGGUUGACUUUGACGGGGAGAUGCUGUGGCAGGGGAAGGAUGAUCGUGUACUGAUCACUUUGUUGUAG
Scomber japonicus (chub mackerel) is the source of this 507-nucleotide messenger RNA. Its product is annotated as actin-binding Rho-activating protein-like. The transcript has a single exon. NCBI's taxonomy places the organism in Eukaryota, Metazoa, Chordata, Actinopteri, Scombriformes, Scombridae. Bases 1 to 507 code for a protein of 168 amino acids. The record is from RefSeq and is a predicted model, not a curated record. Gene Ontology annotation, molecular function: actin binding. Gene Ontology annotation, biological process: positive regulation of Rho protein signal transduction.